CGCCUCUUCUCCUCCACCACCCACCUCGCCGCCAAGCAGCCCUACAACCUCGCCGACGUGGGAGAAGGCAUCACCGAGUGUGAGGUUGUCAAAUGGCACGUCUCCUCCGGCGACACAGUCGAGGAGUUCGACCCUCUGUGUGAGGUACAGAGCGACAAAGCCAGCGUGGAGAUCACCUCUCGCUUCUCCGGCGUCGUGUCUGACUUGGCGUGUGAGGUGGGCGGAAUUGUCAAGGUUGGCAGCCCGCUGUGCAACAUUGACCAAGGCAUCGAGGCAGCUUCGUCUGCUCCGGCGCAGGUAAGCCAACCUGCCAAGUCGCCUGCCAUGAACACUCCGGCUUCGAGUGGCUUCGAGGAGGCGGCACACUUUGAUGCUUCGGCUCCCGGUAUCAAGGGCUUGAGCCCGCAAGUGGGUAUCGAGCGCCACCCCAACGCCGAGGCUAUCCAGACUCUGGCCACCCCGGCGGUACGAAGGCUCUGCCACGAGCACAGCCUCAACGUGGCUUCCAUCUCGGGUACCGGCAAGGAUGGCCGCGUCACCAAGGAGGACGUCCUCCGACAUGCUGGCCUGACUGUGGACAACGCCCCCGCCCGUGCACGCGCUGCGGCCUCGUCUCCUAUGGGACCCGUGCAGACAGGCGAGCCCCAGCCCCUCACGGGUAUCCGCAAGGCCAUGUUCAAGGCCCUAUCCCACUCGGCUGCGGUUCCCAUCUUCACCUUCACCGAGGAGAUCGACGUCACCGAGCUCGAGGCUCUCCGCAAGCAGGUCAAUGCCGAUCUGGCGAUGCGAGCAAAGCGCAACCCGGCCAGCAUGGAGGGACAGCCAUCAAAGGUCACCCUCCUGUCAUUCUUGGUCAAGGCGCUCAGUACCGCCAUGCACGACAAUCCUCUCUUCCUCACCCGCCUGCAAUUCAACCGAGCAGCCUCUGCUGCCCGCUUGAUCCCGCGAGCCGCUCACGACAUCUCUAUCGCCCUCUCGACCCCGAAUGGACUCCUCACUCCGACCAUUCGAUCGGUCGAGGGAUCAACGGUGUUGGAUUUGGCGUCGCGCAUCUCCUUCCUGCAGAAGAAGGCAACCUCUACCGGUUUGGGCGCAGCAGAGACCGGCGAUGGGGGAACGAUCACCCUCUCCAACAUUGGCUCAAUUGGUGGCGGACUCGGCGGGACGACACCCGUGCUCCCGCCUACUGGCCAGUUGGCUAUCGGUGCUCUGGGCAGGAUUGUCGACGCGCCGAGAUACUCUGACACUGUUCCUGGCGGCUCCAAGGAGGGUGUGGCGACGCUGGUCCGCCGCAAGAUUCUGCCUGUGACGUUCGCGGGAGACCACAGGGUGCUGCAGGGUACAGAGCUGGCCAAUUUGGUGAUGAGGUGGAAGGACCUCUGUGAGAGGCCG
Messenger RNA from Jaminaea rosea, 1392 nucleotides. Its product is annotated as CoA-dependent acyltransferase. The annotation marks the transcript as partial. Gene Ontology annotation, molecular function: acetyltransferase activity; lipoic acid binding. The transcript is spliced from 4 exons. The record is from RefSeq and is a predicted model, not a curated record. Gene Ontology annotation, cellular component: mitochondrion; cytoplasm. NCBI's taxonomy places the organism in Eukaryota, Fungi, Basidiomycota, Exobasidiomycetes, Microstromatales.